Messenger RNA from Acanthoscelides obtectus, 416 nucleotides. Lineage: Eukaryota; Metazoa; Arthropoda; Insecta; Coleoptera; Chrysomelidae. The record is from the annotation of a GenBank genome assembly.
GUUGCAUCUGUCGGCUUGACAGUUCUAGUUUCUCAAUUUUAUGUUUCCUGGAAAAUUUUGUGGUCAUAGUUAAGUGAAUAACCUCGAAAACAUCGAGAAUGGCUGCAGAACAAGUAGUCGAUGGUACCUUGAGUAAAUCAACGACAAUUGGAGAAGCAGAUACAGGCGGUAUUGAAUAUGGUCUUCCUCUUCAGGAAGUUUACAAACUGGCCUUCAAUUUUUACAAGGGUAUGCUUUUAUGUAAAAAUGCACACAAGUUAAUUCAAACAAUUCUUUCCAGAAAAAGAAGGCAAAGCUUUCCACUUUAGCUACGAGGAUAAAUUACAAUUAGUAGCAUUUUCACAGCAAGUUCUGCACGGUCCAUAUGCAGAAGCAAUUCACAAACUUCCAGCUUUAGGCACUCUAGAUGUUGUUGG